AAGUCAAUCGGCUGCAGUAAUCCCGCCCUCUGCCGCUUGCCAGCCAAUCCCCCAUUAGUGUGUUCAGACACUAGAGGCUCAGCUGUUCCUCUCUCGGGAACGGAGUACAGUUCUCUAGAGGAGGAGGGGCUCCGGGAAAAUGGCCGCUGUGCUCCUCUAGUGAUCGCAUUUCCCGAAUUCCAGAAUUAGGCGCCGAGAUUCAACUGAGGAGAGGAAACCAGCGUCUGUGACAGGACAGAACCGAUCCGAAGAUGGAGAGCCGACGUCAGCCACUCAAACGACUCUGCUCAGAUUCGGAGAAUGAUUUGCCCAGGAAGAAACGAUUUAAUGCCUCAGAAGAGGAGAUGGAGAACAGAGAUCCUGGGGAGCUGGAGGGCAAGUGCAGAGAUAGCUGGUCUUCUCUACUACGGAUAACUGAACAGGAAAUCAAGCCAGACACCCCAGCCAUUCCAUCCAUCAUAUCACGCAUCCAGAUGUUAAAGGACAGCCACGAGAGAGAUCUAUCUCUGGAUUUUGUAGAGGAGGGUCAAUCUGAGGCUGAUGACAGGAAGGACGACUCGGGACAGCUGCAGCCAGAUCUGGACCAAGAAGGGGAAAUACAGGCGGAAUGCAGCACUGAGGGUUUGAACAAAAAACAACUUGCAGAAGGACUCGUCCCGUUGGCUCAGAGCACUUUAGCUACUCGGCAUCCUCUGCCUUCAUUAGAAGAUGACCCGCCCAGUGUGGAGACAGCUAGCCGCCUCCGGAAGGAACGUCAGGAGGAGGUGGACAUGGUGUGUGCAGUUGUGGAUCGCAGUAAUCCCUGGAGAGCUGUGUCUAUGAGACAGAGAAAGAGACCACUUGAACAAGUCGGCAAGAGUGCCAGUAGAAAGAAAAGGCGGCGACGGGUGAAAACAGGACGAGGGCGAGUGAAAAUGGGACCCAUGACGGAUGACUCCAGCGGCUCAGAGUCUACAGAACUGUCUCUGGAAAGCAACGAAGGGUCUCUUGAUGUCUCUACAGAGCGAUGUGUCUCUUCCCUGGAGAUUCGGCUUCAAAGAACUUGCAGCAACGACUCCCUGCCCCCAGAGGAGCUUCCAUCCUCAUUUGAUGUUGCGGAUGAAGAUGGGUCCAGGGAAGCUGUAGACAAUGGGGACCAGAGGCGGGUGACUAUGAAUAGUUCUGAGCUGAUUGACCGCAUAUUUGAAGGCGUUUUAGAUGUUAGUGAACUGUCAGAAGAACAUUUUUCGGAUGAAGUGGAUCUUCCUCCUGUAUCUAUUCUAUCUCCUCUCACUAAGUCUGCGGAUCUUCAGGCAGCAAUCAGCCCUCUAGGCUCAGUGGUGUCCAGUUUACCUGAAUUGCUGGAGGAGGAGCCCACAGUGAAAAGGGUCACGUCAGCUGAAGAGGAGGUCCAUUUGCCCUACAGUAUUGAUGCUUAUCGAACAUUGCGGAGAAAUGUACAGCUAGAGUCAAUUAGCCAACUAUGUACACCAACUACCAGCCGUCAUCCUGAAAGAAGGCUACUGGUGAAGGGAGACGCAAAGGAAAGGAUCAAGUUUCUCAGUAAGGAGGUCUCAUCUCUGCAGCGUAUUAUUGAGCAGUCGUGUUGUGCCUUGAGCUAUUGUGUGGACGUUGACCAUGGCAAGGGCACUCGGCAGGAGGCUGAGGCGGAGAGGCUGCUCUUGGUGUCCACUGAGAAGAAGGUGGCCUUAUUAAAGGAGCUGGACAGACUCCGAGGAGAACGAUCAGAGGAGCUAGAAUCUUGUCCUUCAGAAGAGUUAAGGCCUUGCCAUGGUUCUGUCACCAUCUCUGACAUUCAACUGCCUCUCAAGGUGGACUAUGUGUGCAAGGCAAUCCGUGAUUCAGGAUCUCUGGGUCACUAUUUCCUCAUACUCAUCCGCUAUGGAAGCUAUGAUGUUGUAGCUACACCUCUGGCCAGUGCUGCAGAUGCACAGACCGGUGACACCAUUAUAUUUCCUACAUCCGUGACCCUGAAUAAGGCCAGCGCAGACUUCAGAAUAGAAAUUGAGGUUUACAGUCUGGCACAAAGUGGACCGAUUACCACUGUGGACAAAAGGAAGUCCCUCAAGCCUAAGAUUACACCAAAAAAGCUCCUAGGUUCCCGGAAAACCUCCCUGAACUCUCCAGCUUUUAGUCCAGCAGUGAACUGCCCUCUCAGAUCCAGUAGCUUUCUGCUGGUUGGGUCCUUGACGUUGUCUCUAGAAUCUCUGGGCAAGUUCAAGUUUCCACUGGACAAGAUGAAAUUGGAAGGGAAGGUCGGUCGUCUCAUUGGAAAUCAUUUUCAGGAUAAGGUCCCUUUCCUGUCCCCCCUGGAGGGUAACUUGUACCUGAAGAUGCAGUGCCAGAGUCAUUCUGCUGUACAGCGUACAGGUUUUCUGACCAUAUUUGAUGAUGUCAGUGGUCUGGGGGCAUGGCACAGGCGUUGGUGUGUCCUUUCUGGUAGCAUUCUGUCCUUCUGGGCAUAUCCUGACCAGGAGGCCUCUAAGGAACCUCUCGGACGGACAAACCUGGUAAACUGUACGAGUGCCAAGAUUGAGGCUGCCAAAAGAGAUGCGUGUGCCCGUCCUCACACCUUGGAACUGAUCACCAUGAGGCCUCAACAAGAAGAUGACCGGGACACACUGGUGACCCAGUGCCGCAACACCUUGUGUUUUACUAAGAACUGGCUGUCUGCAGAUACCAAGGAGGAAAGGGACCUCUGGAUGGACUGUCUGAACCAGGUUCUGUUAGACCUGCGAACAUGGGGAGCCAGCUUAGCAAAACUAACACCAAGCUGAGGCCACUGUCCAAGCAGCCGUUCGGAUCAUUCUGCACACAGGAGUUUUCUGCUUUUUGUUAUAAAAAUGUUUUUACCUGAUCUGAAGUCCUGUUCUAGCCCAAUCAAUAUAUAAAGCUACCAAUCGGCAAUGUAUUCUCUACUUGAUCGUCCUGGCACUAGAUGACCAGGUCACUCUUUGGAAACAUUGAGGGUUAUUUAUGAAAGGCAAAUCCACUUUGCACUA
Rana temporaria (common frog) is the source of this 3002-nucleotide messenger RNA. RefSeq names its product anillin-like. Bases 252 to 2777 code for a protein of 841 amino acids. NCBI's taxonomy places the organism in Eukaryota, Metazoa, Chordata, Amphibia, Anura, Ranidae. The transcript has 26 exons. The record is from RefSeq and is a predicted model, not a curated record. Gene Ontology annotation, cellular component: actomyosin contractile ring. Gene Ontology annotation, biological process: septin ring organization; actomyosin contractile ring assembly; mitotic cytokinesis.